This is a messenger RNA of Aedes albopictus (Asian tiger mosquito), 1330 nucleotides long. RefSeq names its product leucine-rich repeat-containing G-protein coupled receptor 4-like. Bases 49 to 1242 code for a protein of 397 amino acids. The transcript has 2 exons. The record is from RefSeq and is a predicted model, not a curated record. Lineage: Eukaryota; Metazoa; Arthropoda; Insecta; Diptera; Culicidae. Gene Ontology annotation, molecular function: protein binding.
CGCAUUUUCCUGCGGAGAACGAUUUUGCUAAAAUAUCACACCACCCUAAUGCUACUCUUAAGUUCUGAAUCACCGCAAACGUAUAAAAAGCGGUCGGGACAACUCCUCAAACAUCAAACAUCAGUUCUACCAGUGAAAGUGAAGUCGGUCGAAAAUUCAUUCAGGAUGCAAGUAAUUUUAACUAUACUAAUUGUGAUGAUUUCACUCAACGGCAUAAAACCGUUCACUGUGCAAAACGGCUCAAACUGGGCAAAUUCAAUUAAAAUAUAUGACUUCAACUGGCCUGCUGAUGCAGCCUCGAUAGGAAACAUCCCAAAACAAAAAAGAAAAUAUAUUUUUUUCAAUACAAUAGUGGACAUACUGCCAUAUAAUUUCACUGAGCCAUUUGAGAAGUGCGAGGGAAUUAAAUUUGUAGGUGGAUCUGUUAAAUCAAUCCACAUUAAUCCUAAAUUAGAUUACCAUCAUUUACACGAAACAUCUACUGAAAAUGCGAUUAUUAAACCUGAUAUGUUCUACAAGCUGGGCAGUUUCCGGUGUGAGAAAACAAAAUUGAGUCAUAUCCCAGAGAACAUUAAUCGAUUAAAACAUUUGAAAUAUUUAAAUCUUGAAGACAACUUGAUAGAAAUCGUUCAAAUGGACCAGUUAAAUGGGUUGGACAAUUUAGAAUACCUAUGGCUUUCGUCUAAUAAAAUAAAACACAUUUACAGUGACGGUCCGGUGAGUUUGCCAUCGCUCACUGAAAUGUAUCUUGACAAUAAUCGACUUCAACAUUUUGCCGUCUGCAGUUGGAUCAUGCCUACUCUUUCCGGCCUUUUUCUGCGAGGUAACAACUUGACACAUUUCGCAAUUCAUCAAUUUCCUGCGCUUAAACUAUUAUUAAUUGAUGAAAACCCAUUGAAUUGCGCAUGGAGAGAUAGUUUAGAGAAUACGUCAAUACGGCUCUAUUCCCCUACAUCUUGUGACGAAAAAAGCGUGGGUGCCUUUGAAUUGGAUUGUCCACCACCAACUAAUCAUCAAUUGAAGCAGCUGAUCUCUAGUGUCAACACCAAGUUAAGCCAAAUUGAAGAAAAAAUGUUGAACAACUAUCAACAAGUUUCCGACAGAAUGCAAAAAAUUGAAGACCUGCUGCAAAAUCUUACCGCAAAAAUUAUUGAACAGCAAAAUGUCUCUAAUGAUAUAAUUGAGGCAAUAUACCGGAUUGAAAUGGAGAGAGCUUCCAAUUUAGCGAAGAAAAUUCCAUAACUUUCGAAAUAAUAAUGUUCAUAUUUAUUAAAUAAUAUAGACAUAAGUAUAAAAAAGUUUUAUGUAUCGAGCUUAAGUUCAUUAUAAA